This is a messenger RNA of Drosophila sechellia, 5993 nucleotides long. RefSeq names its product collagen IV-like protein pericardin (gene prc). Bases 133 to 5745 code for a protein of 1870 amino acids. Gene Ontology annotation, biological process: cell adhesion involved in heart morphogenesis; larval heart development. The transcript is spliced from 9 exons. The record is from RefSeq and is a predicted model, not a curated record. Gene Ontology annotation, cellular component: extracellular matrix. NCBI's taxonomy places the organism in Eukaryota, Metazoa, Arthropoda, Insecta, Diptera, Drosophilidae.
AGCAGUUGUCGCGAUCGGAAGCAAAUCGGAAAAUCUCCCUUGGAUUCCUAGAACACGCAGCCGAAAAAUUCGCUGGUUGUGUUGCCGCGACGUCGACGCCUUUCAAUUGGAUUCAGGGUUUAAUUUAUUGAAAUGUUGCCCUUUCGCUUGGGCCUGCUGCUACUUGGCGCCGUGCUAUUCGUGGCAAGCGCAAAUGGAGCUGCCAUCGAAAAUGAGGCUACUAGUCUGAACGACUUGCAGCGGGAGAAGAGAAGCGGCAGAGGCUAUUCGAGGGGACAAACCCAGUCUCAGUACUUAAACUUCGGUAAGCCUGAGGAGGAUGGAAAGGCCGAGGCGGAGGCCACUGAAAAUGGAUCUCGCUCCACUGUCUCUGGCACCCAUGGAAUGGGUCAGGCUCAGAGCCAGUUCUCAUCAGGGGACUGCAAUGGAUGUUCUGGCUACCAAACGGAUUACCCUUCUUCAGGCAGAAUUCUCGAUGCUAGUGGAUCCGGAGGCAUCGGUAGACCCGAUUCCAUUAUAAGCUUACCCGGAGGUGGAAUCGGUGGAGCGCGCCCUGGAUAUGGAACUCAAUCCGGUGUUGGGCGGCCAGCAGAAAGGCAACCGGGCUAUACAGGAAUUGGAGGGCAAGCUGGAAGCGUAUCCGGCCAGCCGGGAUCAGAAAGUCAGUUGGGAGGUGACCAGCCAGCAGGCGGAGUCAGUCAACAUGGAGUGCAAGGUAAACCUGGUGUUGGUGGACAGACAGGAACCGGUCAAAUUGUAUAUGGAAGCCAGCCUGGAAUAGGAGGACAGACCGGUGUCGGGCAACCUGGGUAUGGUGCCCUUCCUGGAGUUGGCGGCCAGACCGGAGCUGGACAACCCGGAUACGGAAGCCAACCUGGUAUUGGCGGACAGACUGGAGCCGGACAGCCCGGUUAUGGAAGCCAACCUGGAGUUGGCGCUCAGGGCCACCCUGGAGUUGGAGCUCAGACCGGAGCCGGACAACCCGGAUACAGUGCCCAACCUGGUAUUGGCGGACAGACUGGGGCCGGACAGCCCGGAUAUGGAAGCCAACCUGGUAUUGGCGGACAGACUGGAGCUGGACAGCCUGGAUAUGGAAGCCAACCUGGAGUUGUCGCUCAGACCGGGGCCGGACAGCCCGGAUAUGGAAGCCAACCUGGAGUUGGAGCUCAGACUGGAGCCGGACAACCCGGAUACAGUGCCCAACCUGGAGUUGGCGGACAGACUGGAGCCGGACAGCCUGGAUAUGGAAGCCAACCUGGAGUUGUCGCUCAGACCGGGGCCGGACAGCCCGGAUAUGGAAGCCAACCUGGAGUUGGAGCUCAGACUGGAGCCGGACAACCCGGAUACAGUGCCCAACCUGGAGUUGGCGGACAGACUGGAGCCGGACAGCCUGGAUAUGGAAGCCAACCUGGAGUUGUCGCUCAGACCGGGGCCGGACAGCCCGGAUAUGGAAGCCAACCUGGAGUUGGAGCUCAGACCGGGGCCGGACAGCCCGGAUAUGGAAGCCAACCUGGAGUUGGAGCUCAGACUGGAGCCGGACAACCCGGAUACGGAAGCCAACCUGGUAUUGGUGGACAGACUGGAGCCGGACAGCCCGGAUACGGAAGCCAACCUGGAGUUGGCGGACAGACUGGAGCCGGACAGCCCGGAUAUGGAAGCCAACCUGGAGUUGGAGCUCAGACUGGAGCCGGACAACCCGGAUACGGAAGCCAACCUGGUAUUGGUGGACAGACUGGAGCCGGACAGCCUGGAUAUGGAAGCCAACCUGGAGUUGUCGCUCAGACCGGGGCCGGACAGCCCGGAUAUGGAAGCCAACCUGGAGUUGGAGCUCAGACUGGAGCCGGACAACCCGGAUACGGUGCCCAACCUGGUAUUGGCGGACAGACUGGGGCAGGACAGGCCGGAUAUGGAAGCCAACCUGGAGUUGGCGCUCAGACCGGAGCCGGACAGCCUGGAUAUGGAAGCCAACCUGGAGUUGGAGCUCAGACCGGGGCCGGACAACCCGGAUACGGAAGCCAACCUGGUAUUGGUGGACAGACUGGAGCCGGACAGCCCGGAUACGGAAGCCAACCUGGAGUUGGCGGACAGACUGGAGCCGGACAGCCCGGAUAUGGAAGCCAACCUGGAGUUGUCGCUCAGACCGGGGCCGGACAGCCCGGAUAUGGAAGCCAACUUGGAGUUGAAGCUCAGACUGGAGGCGGACAACCCGGAUACGGAAGCCAACCUGGUAUUGGCGGACAGACCGGUGGCGAUCAACCUCGAUACGGAAUCCAACCUGGUAUUGGCGGACAGAUUGGAGCCGGAUAUGGAAGCCAACCUGGAGCUGGAGCUCAGACCGGGGUCAGUGGAGGGCAACCUGGUUACGGAGGCGGAAAUACAGGUCAACCAGGGUACCUAAGCCAACCAGGGGGUGCAGGAUCGCCUGGAUACGGAAAUCAGCCAGGAACUGGGGUGCAAACAGGUCCCAGUGUAGGGUUACCAGGCUACGGAGGUCAACAACCCGGAUAUGGAACCCAGCCUGGAAUUGGUGGACAGACCGGAGCCGGACAACCUGGAUACGGAACACAACCUGGUGUUGGUGGACAGACUGGAGCCGGACAACCUGGAUAUGGAGCACAACCUGGUGGUGGUGGACAGACUGGUGCCGGACAACCUGGAUAUGGAGGUCAACCUGGAACCGGUGGAUCGCCUGGAUUUUUAACUCAGCCAGCUAUUGGGGGUAUAAGCGGACCGAUUGGAGGGAAAUUUGGAUACGCAUCUCAACCAGGAAUUGGCGGUCAGACCGGAGCCGGACAACCGGGAUACGGUAGCCAACCUGGAAGUGGCGGACAACCAGGAGCCGCACAACCUGGAUAUUGGGCUCAACCUGGAAUUGGCGGACCGUCCGGAUACGGAAGUCACCUUGGAAUUGGCGAUCAGACCGGUGUUGAAAAACCCGGAUACGGUAGACAAACUGGAAUUACCGGACAGACGGGAGCCGGACAGCCAGGAUACGGAGGACAGGCUGCAAUAAGCGGAUUCCCUGGGUAUGGCUCUCAGCCAGGAAGUGGAGCACUAACCGCUGUUCCUGGUGGACAUUACGGAUACGAAACUCAGCCUGGAGUUGGUGGACAGACCGGAACCAACCAACCCGGGUACGGUGGUCAACCUGGAAUUGGCGGACAGACUGGGGCCGGACAGCCCGGAUAUGGAAGCCAACCUGGUAUUGGUGGACAGACUGGAGCUGGACAGCCCGGAUAUGGAAGCCAACCUGGUAUUGGCGGACAGACUGGAGCUGGACAGCCCGGAUAUGGAAGCCAACCUGGUAUUGGCGGACAGACUGGAGCUGGACAUCCCGGAUAUGGAAGCCAACCUGGUAUUGGCGGACAGACUGGAGCCGGCCAACCGGGAUAUGGAUUUAUAGCUCAGCCUGGUAUUGGAGGGCAAACUGGAACCAGUGGAAGGCAAACGGGUUACGGAUCCCAACCAGGAAUUGGUGGACAGACUGGUGCUGGACAACCCGGAUACGGAAGCCAACCUGGUGUUGGCGGACAGACUGGAGCCGUACUGCCCGGAUAUGGAAGCCAACCUGGUGUUGGCGGACAGACCACAGCCGGACAACCCGGAUACGGUGCCCAACCAGGUUUUGGAGGACAACCCGGAUACGGAAACCAACCCGGCGGACAGACUGGAGCCGGACAGCCUGGAUAUGGAAGCCAACCUGGUGUUGGCGGACAGACUGGAGCUGGACAACAAGGAUACGGUGUCAUACCAGGUUUUGGAGGACAACCCGGAGCCGUACAACCCGGAUACGGUAGCCAACCUGGAAUUGGCGGACAGACCGCCGCUGGAAAGCCCGGAUACGGUGGUCAACCUGGAAUUGGUGGAUCGCCUGGGUAUGGAACACAGCCAGGAACUGGAGGUCAAGCAGGAAUUAGCGGUGGCCAACCCUGGUACGGAACUCAACCUGGAGUUAGUGGACAAACCGGAGCCGGGCAACCAGGGUACGGAAGCUUACCUGGAACAGGUGGUCAGGCCACGGCUGGCCAACCCGGAUACGGAACCGGAUCUCAACCCGGAAUUGGUGGACAGACAGUAGGUGGACAAGGUGGCUACGGUAGCCAACCCGGAAUCGGUGGAGCGCCAGUUUAUGGAACACAGCCAGGAGGUGGCGGCCAAACUGGAGUCGUUGGAGGACAGCCCGGACAGACCGGAGACAGAGUAGGACAACCAGGAUACGGAACCCAGACAGGACAAAUUGGGGCACCAGGUCGAUAUACAGAUGGAAGUCAAACUGUACCUGGUGCUGUUGGCACCGGUGGAGUUGGUGCUGCCGGUACCAGCGGAGCUGACGAUGCCUUCUCCCAAGCCGAGUCCUCAAUUGGCGACGGACAAGCCUCGGCAAGUGCUCAGGGCAAGAAGAAUGGUGGCACGGCCAAGACUCAGGUGUCAGGAACUUACAGCUCCGGCGGAACCUUUAGCGCCAGUGCAAUGACGUCCGAUGCUGAUCGUGCGGCCAGUGCCCAGGUUACCGGAAAUGCCGAUGGAGCCGUAAGUCAGUCGCAGGGAUCAGGAGGUCCUGCCCAGUCGCAGGCCCAGGUACAGGUGGCCAAGGACGGCGGCACCAAGGCCUCGUCGCAGAGCGGUGGCAUCAUCCAACAGAGCCAGAGCGAGGUGCACGCCAAUGACAAGGGCGGCCUGGCGGACGCACAGUCGAGCGGACCCGGACAAACCUCGUCCCAGGCCCAGAUCGGUUUCCGACCCGGCCAGGAGGCCAAUCCGCCAGCAGCUAAUGGUGGCGGCCAGGCAUCGUCCUCAUCUGGCACUCACUCUAGUCAGAGUAGCUCGCAGAUUCACGGAACAUCCAGCUUUGGUGUUUCGUACCAUGGUGCUGCACAAUCCGCGUCGGGAACCAAGGAGCAGGUGGCUACUUACAGGGAAGCCAACAGGGAGCUCUUCAAUACCAUCAGUCAGUUUGGCAACAACGGGAAUGCUGUUACUGAUCGCGCUGAUGCUGUCUACAGUGGCCCCGCGCUUACUGAUGAGUCCAACAGAGUGCCAGAGGCGCAACUGAAGUCCACCAAGCCCAAGGAGGAAGCGGAGCAGGUAGUGAGCAAGCCAGACCAGCCGGAGGCCGUUCAGUACGAUGAUGAAAAUGAGGCCGAACCUGAUGAAUACGAUGAUGAUGAGUACUACAACGAGAAGCCAGUGAAGCUAGAGGAAACCCCAAAGUCGGCCAGCAUAGUGGCGCCAACCGAAGCAACACCUAAGCCCAAGACCUACGACCAGUCAUCACCCACGCAAAGCCAACAGACAGUCGUGGUGCCGGUGCCGGGUGAAAAAUAUCAGGUGGUGCAAAAGCAGAACGGUAAGGCCACCAUCAAUGCUGAGCCCUCGACCACCGAGGCCAUACCACCGGGAUUCCGAGGAACCGUGAAUGUGGAAAAGAAGUUCCACACCAAGGCCCUGGAGCUACACGCUCCCAAGGGGGUGGAGAUCACACCCGACACCAGCGACGAGGGUCCGGUCCGGGGUGACAAGCCCCUACGGCGUGCUCCUGAUAGCUACGUGACCGUCACCAAGUCAGUGACCGGCAGCAUGGACAACACAAAGAACCCACCGCAGGAGAACAAGAACUUCCAGUCCACCUAUUACACCAAGUCCUCGACCUGCGGCUACUUCACCUUCUCCUGCAACAUUGUCUACGGCGCCAAUGGAAGGAGCAAGAUCUGCCGUCCCAAGGCGCCCACCAAUGGAAAAUGCUAGGGAUAGCAUAGUACGCAUCCCAACCCACCCAUAUUAUAGUAGAUCAGUUCCAGAGGGGCUCAAUUUUAGAACAGCUCAACCAACUGCCAUCUACAAACCACCCAGUUGUAUUUUGAUGCAGCUUGCUCUUGAGCACUUAAGUGUUUUUUCGCAUAUAAUUAAACGGUUUCACUGCCAAUUCUUGAAUAUUUCGUACGAUUUGCAAUUGUAAUUAAUAUUUAAUAACAAAACACAAUAUGAAAAAGAGA